GCCGAGCGGCCGCUACUGAGUCUGCGCGCUCGCGGAGCACGUCGCCGUGGGACGGUGGGGCUGCUGGGCUUGACAGAAGGAGCCCGGCUGGAAGGCGGACUAUGACUGGAUGUCCUGCUCCUGACUUUGGAGGAAACAAGUCACCAGAAUCAGAAGAACUGCUCAGGUUUCUACAGCAUCACUGAGCGGACUUCCUCAACCUGGUACCUUCCAGAAGCUGAAUGGCUUGUAGGUGAAAGAAACAGCCAUGUCUGAAGAAAUCAGAAAAAGGUUGGAUUUUCCUAACACUCUGAUACAGUCACAGACUGUGGGCCAUCUGAUUGCUGCAGUGCUGAAAGAAAAUGUUUCAUCCAACAAGAUAAGCCAGUCCUCUAACCAGACUCCUGCCCUAAACUUGCUGUGGGAAAAUUGCUGCAGCGACAAUGUGGUUGUCAGGACGGCGUGCUGUGAGGCGCUUGUGGCACUUGUUUCCCAGGAUCAUGCAGAGCCAAGUUACGUUCUUAAUGGAGCUCUCAACCUGAUUCCUUCUGCCAGGAAUGUGCAAGGUUUGAUAAAAAUCAUAGUAAAACUACUACAGAGACAGUCCCUGAAGGUGGCAAAAAGUGGAGAGGAACAACUGUCAGAGUCAUAUGCAGUCAGAAACUCUCCUCAACCCCUGAUCACUGUUCUUGAAAACAGACCUGAUUGCUGGCCAGUUCUCCUGCAGCAGAUUACAGCAUUUUUCCAGCAGUGUCCAGAAAGCUUGGAAAGCUCAUAUGUCUCCAUAAUGAGACCAUUUCUCAGGUACCUAUACUGUGAGCCCUGCCAGGUACGGGAGCAUGCCGAAUUACGAAUGAGUCUGCUUAGGGUCUUGCUGCAGCCUCGUGGUCCUUGGAACAAAGAGGAGCCCCCCGUCCUUGAGUGUGAGCUCCUUCAGCUCUUCUGUGACUUGGUUCCAUACUGUCAGAUACAAGACCUCCCCCAGGUCACAGAAAUGCUGCUUUUUCUGGAGGCGCUAUUCCAGAGUCUGCUGCGCUACCCUGUCUUUUGGAAAGCCCAGUUACACCAACUCUGCCUACAGUGUCUCUGCUUCUGUGAAGUCUGCCUACAGAGUACAGGGGAAUGUUCAACUUUAAUUUGCAUAAUGGAAGAAAAUGUGGAGCUCUUGAAAGAGGGUUUUCCAUUUGAGAUGGCCUUAAUUGGAUUAGGGCUGCUCUUGCUGCAGGCCCCUGCGAGUCAGCAGAAGCCAAUGUUAAUGCUAGCCAUCAAGCUCCUUUCCUGUUCUGAAACUGGGACAACUCUGGCAGCGGCUCCAGUCCUGGUGAUGCCUGCGCUGCAGAUCUUAUCCUCCACAGCUGUACAGAACUGCCUGGCUGAGGAGGAUAGUGGCACUACCAGGCAGCAGUUGGCCAUUAAUCUUCUGGAAACCGUACAGCAGGAAGAAUGGAAAGAACAAAAACAAUUGGCCUCUGGUUCCUGUUUCUUCCCCAUAACCAGCACUUAUGGUCCAUUGCAUGCUACUUGGAGGUUCCUUGCACUUGUGAGAGACCAGUCUUCCACAUCUGACUGGUUAUCUUCAGUGAAGUCCAUGCUGCCCAUCACAACUCAAGUCCCUGUCCACGUGUUUCUUCUGCUGGCCUACCUCCUUGUUCGAGAAAAUGGAGACAGCCUCCGUGGCGUGUUGGCUGCCACUACUGAAGUUGCCAAAGCAGAUUCAUCUCAGGUGCCAAAUCUCAUUCCAGUUCUGAUGUUCAGACUGGGAAAGCCACUGGAGCCGACAUUAUGCCGGGAUGUCUUGUAUGCUUUACCUGCUUUGGGAGUGCACAAGGUCUGUGUGGCACAGAUUUUACGUGCACUGCAGGUGUUGGGAAGCACACCAAAACUUCAAGCUGUUACAUUACGACUGAUGACAUCUUUAUGGGAAAAACAGGACCGAGUUUACCCAGAACUACAGAGAUUCAUGACAAUGUCUGAUCUGGCUUCCUUCUCUGUUAGUAAAGAUACUCAGUGGGAAAAGGUGAUUGCCAAAGCUGCUUCUAUCCGAGAUAUAUGUAAACAAAGGCCUUACCAACAUGGGGCAGAUAUGUUGGUUGCAAUUUCCCAGGUAUUGAAUGAAUGCACAAAACCUGAUCAAGCCACACCUGCUGCUUUAGUCUUACAAGGACUCCAUGCACUUUGUCAAGCUGAGGUCGUUUGUAUUCGCUCUACAUGGAAUGCGCUCUCACCAAAGUUGAGCUGCGACACCCGGCCACUCAUUUUAAAAACACUGAGUGAACUAUUUUCCCUUGUCCCUUCUUUAACUGUGAAUUCAAAUGAAUAUGAGAAAUUUAAAGCUCAAGUUGUCAGUUUCCUGUGGAGCCAUACACAGAACAAGGAUCCUCUCGUAGCCACCUCUGCAUACAUCUCUCUCUCUCAGUUUGGUUCUGCAGAACAUACCAUACUUCAUCUUCCUGAACAGGCAAGGCCAGAGUUAGACCAUGAUGAAGAAAUGGAUAUCACUGAAGAGGACGGAGAUGAGGAAGAGGUGGAUCUCUCUGUUCCUGGUGCUUCAUAUAUCAAAUUGAUGUCACUCACUCCCCCUUCUGUUUUUCCAGCAUUUGAAGAGUUUGCAGCAUCGCUUGUGAAACAGGAGAUGGCCAAUAUGCCUCGUGGAAUAUACCAUUCUGCGCUGAGAGGAAGUGCGGUUCGAUCAGAUCAAGGGAAGACUGUAUCAGGGGUUCCAAACUUCAUGUUGAAAAUGUAUGAGAGGAAUAAGCAGCCAGGGCUAAAGCCUGGCCUUGCAGCUGGCAUGUUGUUGAGCUAUGAUCUUCCAAUCCAUGUGGGUAAGGAUGGCAAACCUAUCAGUCGGUUUCUAGCCAGUCGGGGGCGCAACUUCCAGCAGAUGUUAGUAGCGCUUAUCCAUGAGGUAAACAUUCAGCCUUCAGAAUGGCACCGCUCUCUGCUGCUGCCUCAGUCCUGGGCAGGAUUUAUGGAGAGAGCCUACCAUGCAAUUUUGCAAGGAAGGCAAGCUGAGUUGGAGAUGCAGUUAAAGCAUGGAAAAGAGGGACCCGAAGAAGUGCAAUACAAACAAUUUACAGCCUGGCUCUGGGUCAGAGAUAUGUUGACUGAUGUUAUCAAGGGUGCUUCUAAGGAAAGCCCAGUGGUAAAAGGGAAUUGCCUUCUAGCUUUAACAGGCCUUGUGGUUGCUGUAGCAAAACAUGAGAAAGGGCUCUCUUCAGACACUGAAGAACAAGUUGACACUGAGCCAGACUUUCUUCUGACAAAGCACUGGAUCUCCAUGGUGAUAGAUACGCUCCUUAGCAUUGUAGACAGUCACUAUCGCCCCAAGGGUCGUGUCUUCCCAUGGUUUUAUCAGAAAUCCUAUUCUGGUGAAAAUACCGCGAGUGCUAUUGCUCGUUCCUGUGCAGCGACUGCUUUGUCUCUCUUGGUGCCGGUUUUUAUUGUAUCCUACAAGGAAAAGGUUGAGGAAGUCCUGAAUGUACUGAUUGCCAUGUUACCUGGGAAACCAAAUGCAGAUGAGUCUCAGGCUGUUCAAAUUCACAUGGGCCUCGCUUUGGGGAUGUUUAUUUCACGGUUAUGUGAAGAGAAAGUCAGUGAAGUUUCUGGCAAACAACUGAAUCUUUUACUUUCAAAGUCUCUGGAUGCAUUAGAGAAAUGCUGCUUUGACACGAGUCUAGAAUACAACACUGGAUGCAUCUUGGGAGUAGGACUUGCUCUGUCACUGAUGAGUCACAGCAACUUGACAGAUUCCCAAGGUCACAUCUCUGCUUCCUUGUGUAAACUUAGCAAAUACUUGGAUGAUGCAGAAGAUCAGAGCAGAACAUUCCAAGAAAUUCUUGCCUAUGCGGUUGCCUGUGUCUGUGUUUCCGCUUUCAGUGUAAAGAUCAUUGAGGCCACAGAGGCUGAGCAGAUAAUGAACAAGUUGCAGAACUUAGCAGAAACAAAUCAGCAGACUCCUGGCUUCGCCUUAGCACUGGGUAGCAUUGUUCAUGGGUUGUCUAUAUGCGGACAUGGUAAAGCAGAAGAUCUUGGCAACAGACUGUUUCCUGCCUGGAUGAAAACUGUACUUGUAGAGGGGGCCCCUACAAUUCAGCGGCUUGCAGCAGUCAAUGGGCUGGUCUCUCUGGUAGGUUCCGAAGGAGCCAUGAUACAGCUGAGGUCUGAGGCUAGCCAGUCUUCUCAGUUCCAGAGCAAGCUUAAUGAAGUCAUCAGAACCUUGAGUCAGAUAAUCAGUUUUUCUGGGGUGAUUGGCCUUCAGACAAACGCGGCGUGGCUACUGGGGCACCUGCAUCUCUCUAGUGUGUCUGCAACCCAUAGUCGGACAUCUGUUCCUGUGGACUUCAGCUACCUGCCUGAGAAAAGCUUUCUUAGAGCAGCCAUUGACUUUGUUAUUGAAGGUGGAAAGAAAGGCCCUGAACAAGUUCAUCCACACUUGGUAAAGGUAGUCAUGGCACCCAUAGCAUUAAUUGGAGAAAGUUACCAAUAUCCACCUGUGAACUGGGCAUCAAUUCUUUCCCCGAUAUUGCGACUAAAUUUUGGAGAAGAGCUGCAGCAGCUGUGCCUUGAAGUAGCCGCGACCCAGGCCCAGUCAUCACAGAACGCUGCCAUUCUCUUGGGGAUGUGGGUAGCACCACCUCUAGUAUACAGUCUAAGUAUAAAAACCAAGAGAUACCUUUUCACUUCCUUGCCUGUGUGGAUGAAAUAUGUAGCAGAAGACAAACUGCAGGCUUUCACAGAAAUGUUUAUGGUGCAACACUUUGAAGCAAAGGACCAGCCGAAACACCUGGAGCUUUGCCACAAUAUUUUACAGGGGCUCAGCCAAGCCAUGAAACUUCCUAGCCCUGCCCAGUACAGCUGGAGCUGUCUUUGCAGGACUGCUGAGAGAAUAUUUGAGCUUUUGCCAAAUGAGAUUCGGCAAAACGAAGUGAAGAUAUAUAUAGAUGCAGCAAAGUGUCUUUCAGAAAUGGCAGAUACAGAAAUUGACCGAAUUUUACAAGUUUCAAAGAACAAUUUGGACAAGGUCACAUUUGUCAAAGUUUAUUUAGUUUCUCAGGGCAGAUUUCCUUUACUGAAAUGGAAUGAUACGAUUACUAUUGCGGCUGGUUGCGAACAGAACGAAACUGUUGUAUGGAUGCUGCUGCACAGCUUUUACCAUGCCCGGAUUGUGAGCCAUGAAAACACGGGAGUCAUAAGGAGAAUGGAGUGGCUUUUGGAACUGAUGGGGUAUAUUAGAAAUGUAUCUUUAAAGGCAACAUCUAUACAAAAUGUGGCUCCCACAGAGGCUGUCAACUUCCUGUUGUGGAUUUUUGCUGCCUCUGUGGUUGUGUGGGCCGACCAUGCUGCACCACUGCUGCUGGGCCUCACUGCUGACUGGUCUUCCUGGGAAUGUGAGGCAACUUCCGGAUUAUCUGAGAGUUGUCUGGGCAAGCGUCAAAUAGAUAAUCUGGCUGUCCAAGAGAUUCUCAUCCUUUUUCCAGGUAGCUUACAAGUUCUGUUGGCUAAAGAGCCUUGGAAAGAACAAUCACAAAAGUUUAUUGAGUGGAUGUUUAGCAUAAUGGAGAGUGCAAAUGAAGUACUGUCCCAGUCUUCUAGAGAUCUUUUGAAAGCUUCUCUAUUGGCCCUGAGGUCUUUGCCAGAAUUCAAGAAGAAGGCAGUAUGGACGAAGGCUUAUGGAUGGUAACAAUGGUGUGACAUCUUCACUUUGGCCAAAGAAGUGAGCAUUAGUGAGAGAAGAAUUAUAGCUGAUGUCAAGCCAUAUCAUACCAAAGAGCUUAUAUGCAUUGGACCAGGGUGGUGUUUCCACUUUAGAGAGAGUGCCGUUUUUCCCAAAGAAGUGACUUAGAAAGCUAAUUGGGUGCAUCUGUGCUUUUGAUCAAAUAGAUUAAAAGCGAGUGUGUCACAUACUUUGCCUUGCUAAAAGUCUGAUUUGAGUCUGAAUGACUGAGUUCUAUUUUUUGAAAUAUAAAGGGGUAGAGUGAACAUUAAGAGCAUGCAGGUUAUAUGAAAAUUGUCAAUGAUCCUGUGACAAAAUAAAAGACAUUACUCUGAAA
This is a messenger RNA of Varanus komodoensis (Komodo dragon), 6029 nucleotides long. It is a transcript of the gene FOCAD, whose product is annotated as focadhesin. Bases 248 to 5659 code for a protein of 1803 amino acids. The transcript is spliced from 45 exons. NCBI's taxonomy places the organism in Eukaryota, Metazoa, Chordata, Lepidosauria, Squamata, Varanidae. Gene Ontology annotation, biological process: regulation of post-transcriptional gene silencing. The record is from RefSeq and is a predicted model, not a curated record.